UAUCGCAAUCCAUUUUCUGGUCACUGACUGCUUGACCCCUUGUAAUUAUCAGGAUACCUUGCAUUAUAUCUGUACUUUUUGUAUCCAGUGUCAGCUAGCAUAAUUCUAUGAAUAAUGAAAACGAUUUCCUCCGCACGUUGUCUCACGCUUGACAUGUCCCAUACACGAGAACUAAUCCUACUCAUCUACCACAAUGUCGACUCCCCAAAGAUUCGUCAAGCGCAACGAGAUAUAUGCUGCAACGUUCAACAAGGGCGACUUGGCUUUGCCUCCGUCGAAGAAGAUCAUCGUGGUAACUUGUAUGGACGCGCGAAUCGAUCCCGCCGCGUCGCUUGGUAUUGAGCUUGGAGAAGCACACAUUAUUCGCAAUGCAGGAGGCAGAGUGGAGGAUGCUCUCAGGAGUAUUAUUAUAUCUCAGCGUCUCCUUGGAACACGAGAAAUAGCCGUCUUUCACCAUACAGAUUGUGGAAUGAUGACAUUCACCACUCAGGAAUUGCAGAGCAAGAUUGCCGAUGAGGACGGACCCGAAGCAGCCAACCUGGUCAACCGAAUUGAUUUUCUGGAGUUCACCAAGUUGGAAGAAAGUGUGAAGCACGACGUCAAAUAUCUGCAGAGCCAUCCCCUUGUGUUGAAGGAUACUACCAUCAUAGGGUGGACUUAUCACGUUGAAAGCGGAAAGGUAACUCAGGUCGACCACUGAUGAGGUCUCUUCGCUAGACUACACAUGAAUUCACUGUAUAAUAUAACAGUGAUGACGUCUUGCUUUUUCUCUAAACUCGUUGGAAUGGCCUUUAGAGCUCCCCUGCACUCAAAGCGUUU
This is a messenger RNA of Guyanagaster necrorhizus, 819 nucleotides long. RefSeq names its product carbonic anhydrase. Gene Ontology annotation, molecular function: carbonate dehydratase activity; zinc ion binding. The transcript is spliced from 9 exons. The coding region runs from base 194 to 700 and encodes 168 amino acids. Lineage: Eukaryota; Fungi; Basidiomycota; Agaricomycetes; Agaricales; Physalacriaceae. The record is from RefSeq and is a predicted model, not a curated record.